GUUUCGCAGAUGCUUGACAGCUCGUCAGCACUAUUCUCUUUCCAUUCUUUUCUUUUCAUUGUAACUGUUUGAUCUCGUUUUCUUUACUACGUGCUGGGAGAUAAAGUCCGCUCUUUUGUUACAGCUAUCCCCCCGAAGCUGGAUCGCCCGUGAAGGCAAGAUGGCGCGUCUGGGCCGCUUUGGGUUUCUCACCCUGGCGGUGGUGUUCCAUCUUAUAUAUGCUUAUUCAAUAUUUGACAUUUACUUUGUCAGUCCGAUCGUGAGCGGCAUGAGAUCGUUUGGCGUCGAGCGAGAACCUGGAACGAAUACGCCUGCCAGUCGUCUUGUGCUCUUUGUUGCCGAUGGCUUGCGCGCCGACAAGGCGUUUCAGCCAGCUCCAGACCCUUCUCCGGAAGAUGGCGAAGAUGCAGAAAACAACGAUCCAAUCUACCUCGCUCCUUUUAUUCGAUCGCGCGUACUCUCCCACGGAACCUUUGGCGUCUCCCACACCCGAGUACCCACCGAGUCUCGCCCUGGACAUGUUGCACUCAUCGCCGGUCUGUAUGAAGAUGUCUCGGCCGUGACAACAGGCUGGAAAUUGAACCCGGUCAACUUUGACAGUGUCUUCAACCAAAGCCGGCAUACUUGGAGCUGGGGAAGUCCGGACAUUCUCGCAAUGUUCAAGGAGGGCGCAGUUCCGGGCCGUGUUGAUGCCGACAUGUACGGAGAAGAGAUAGAGGACUUCACCAUGGACGCAACGCAACUUGAUACCUGGGUCUUCAAUAAGGUGAAGGAGCUUUUUGCCUCUGCAAAGAGCGAUCCCGAAUUGGAUGCGAAGCUACGUCAGGAUAAGGUGGUGUUCUUCCUGCAUCUUCUUGGACUCGAUACCACUGGCCACGGCUACCGUCCUUACUCCAAAGAAUACCUGCAUAACAUCAAGGUUGUGGACAAGGGGGUGCAGGAGAUAGCAACUCUUAUAGAAGAGUUCUACGGUGACGACAGGACAGCCUUUGUCUUCACCGCAGACCAUGGUAUGAGCGAUUGGGGGAGCCAUGGAGAUGGUCAUCCUGACAAUACUAGAACACCUCUGGUCGCCUGGGGAUCUGGUGUUGCUGGUCCAAAGUACACAGAGGGAAAGGCUGUCACUGGCCAUGAAGAUGGAUUCUCUGCCGAUUGGGGCCUUGACGGCAUUCAACGCCAUGAUGUUGCACAGGCCGAUGUUGCUGCUCUCAUGGCGUAUCUUGCUGGCUUGGAUUUCCCUGUGAACUCUGUCGGCCAGUUGCCGCUUGAGUACAUUGAGGCUAGCCCGAAGGAGAAGGCGCUCGCUGUGUUGGCGAACACGCAGGAGGUCUUGGAGAUGUAUCGUGUGAAGGAGCAGCAAAAGAGAGCCGCAUUGCUACGUUACAAGCCGUUCGAGCCAUUGGCAGAUCAUGGCAAGAACUCAGUGGAGGAGCAUAUUGCUGAGAUCCAGGCACUCUUUGCCAAUGGCAGUUAUGAUGAAUCCAUCAAGAGGUCUGGCGCUCUAUUCGCUACUGCGCUAGAGGGGCUACGCUAUCUGCAAACAUAUGACUGGCUCUUCCUCCGAACCAUCAUCACCUUUGGAUACCUAGGCUGGAUUGCGUAUGCACUGACGACAGUUAUUGAUCUGCAUGUUUUGCACGGUACCUCGGAUUCAAAUCGGACCAUGGGCAGUACUAUUUUCUUCACGUCUAUUCUUGCUGCACUCUUUUCGGUUCUCUCAUAUCAAAAAUCUUCGUGGCGAUACUAUGUCUACGGAGCUUUUCCGAUCUUUUUCUGGGAAGAGGUCUUUGCACGAAGGAAGGCAUUGAUCGCUGGUCGCGAGAUCCUUUUGGGACAUGUUCGUUCUUUCGGUGGCUACAUCGCAUUCGGAUUUCAAUUGAUAGCCUUUGUUGCAGUUUUGGAAGCUCUUGUCCAAUCCUACUUCCACCGCGAGAUAUUCACGGUUUGUUUCAUUCUCGGGUCAUUCUGGCCUAUUUUAUACGGCAUCGACUUUGUGAGACAGAAUACGGUUCUGUCCGCUACAUGGGCCGCCGGAUGUUCUCUCAUGAGUACUUUUACUUUGCUUCCUGUAAUCAAAGUAGAAAACAUUAACACCAUAACUUAUGGUGCACUGCUGAUGUUCUUCACCGGGUUGCUCUAUCUACUGUUCGAGGACACCAUCUUGAGACAUAGUAAAUCUUCAGGACAUUCGCCAGGGGCUAUCUCUAGGUUGGGGUCGCGAGUCAUUAUGGGCAUGCAGGUUGGCAUGGUUUUGCUUGCUAUGAUAGUCACCAGAUCCAGUGUUUCGUCUUUGCAGGCCAAGCAAGGUCUUCCAUUUGGUAACCAAGUAGUUGGCUGGUUCGUUUUGGUUGCCUCGCUUGUGCUGCCAUUGUCCCAUCAGCUAUAUCCUAACAGCCACUACUUGCACCGCCUGAUGGUACUUUUUCUCACAUUCUCACCCACCUUUAUCAUCCUCACCAUUUCGUAUGAGGGACUUUUCUACUUUGUGUUCUGCAUGACACUAGUCACCUGGGUGCGUUUGGAGCAUGCCAUAUACGUAUACACUGCUAGGUCCUCGGCGAACUAUGGUGGAAGCAAUACGGUUCCAAAGAAGCCAGGCUUGAAUGCUACAGCGGUAGUCGAUGGGCAGGAAUACCGCUACCGCAGGCUAGGCCUGGCAGACACGCGCGUGGCGUUGUUUUUCUUCUUCCUUCUCCAAUCCGCCUUUUUCAGCACAGGCAACAUCGCAUCAGUCUCAUCAUUUUCGCUGGAGAGCGUCUUCCGUCUCAUACCUGUUUUCAGUCCGUUUAGUCAAAGCGCUCUGCUCAUCCUGAAAGUGCUCAUCCCUUUUGCCAUCAUCAGCGCUAAUCUGGGUAUCCUCAACCGCCGGCUGGAGGUUGCGCCCAGCGCUCUGUUCAUGGUUGUCAUGUCCGUCUCGGACGUCAUGACUCUCAAUUUCUUCUAUAUGGUGCGGGAUGAGGGGUCCUGGCUGGAUAUUGGUACCACCAUCAGCCACUUUUUGAUUGCUAGCUUUCUGUGCACUUUUGUUGCGGGACUUGAGUUUCUUAGCGAGGUGUUUAUCAGCGGCGUGGACUUCGGACCGACCGCUAAGGCGAUCGGGGCCACUAUCACCAAAGCCGUUGACGGCACUGCGGGGAGCGAUGUCGCAGUUUCGCAGUCUGGCCCUGAAGAUGCGGCGAACGGCAAGAAGGCGGAGGGUCUAGAAGGAAGUGAAACGGCUCGCCAGAAUGGCGGCUCCUUAUGAUUCAUG
This is a messenger RNA of Aspergillus novofumigatus IBT 16806, 3250 nucleotides long. Its product is annotated as mannose-ethanolamine phosphotransferase MCD4. Gene Ontology annotation, cellular component: endoplasmic reticulum membrane. The record is from RefSeq and is a predicted model, not a curated record. The coding region runs from base 161 to 3244 and encodes 1027 amino acids. NCBI's taxonomy places the organism in Eukaryota, Fungi, Ascomycota, Eurotiomycetes, Eurotiales, Aspergillaceae. The transcript is spliced from 5 exons. Gene Ontology annotation, biological process: GPI anchor biosynthetic process. Gene Ontology annotation, molecular function: mannose-ethanolamine phosphotransferase activity.